AUGUCGUCUCGCGCACUUUUUGGAAUUGCAAGGACAGCGCUCCGCCAGCCAUGCCAGUGCCGCACAUUCGGCACCUCCUCGCUUGCGCUGGAGCCCAAGAAGCCUUCGAUCAAGUCGAUCGGCGAGCUGCGUAAGCUCAUGCCGGGCACCUCGAUGAUCAAGGCGCGCGAGGCUCUGCUGGCCAGCCGCGCUGCCUCGUCGCCCGACGACGACGACGUCAACGCUGCCUUGCGCUGGCUCGAGGAGGACCGCAGGAAGAGUGGCGCCAAAAAGGCCGAAAAGGUCGCGGGCCGCAGCGUGCGGGAAGGCGUCGUGGCCGUCUCGGUCCUCUCGGACGGCCUACCCACGCCGCUCGAGGCGAGCAACAAGUCGCAGCUGAAGCCCGAGGCUGUCAUGGCGGGCAUCGGCGCCACGUCGUCCGCCCAAGGCUCGCUCGUCGAGGUCAACUGCGAGACCGACUUCGUCGCCAGGAACGAGGUCUUCGGACAGCUGGUGCGCGACAUUGCCCACACGGCCGCCCUCUUCCCCACGCUCGCCGCGGCAUCCGGCAGCGCGACGUCAUCGUCGGCCGAAGCCUCGAUCGUCGACAUCCCCGUCGAGGAGCUGCUCGCCUUCCCGCUGCUCCCCAGCUCGCCCGAGGCGGCAGCCACCGCCGGGGCCCCCAAGACGGUGGCAGCCGCCAUCAUCGACACCGUCUCUCGCCUUGGCGAAAAGAUCAGCAUUGCCCGGGCCUGCGCCGUCCAGGGCCCCGCCGUACCCUCGCCAUCGGCGCCCCGCCGCUCCGAGACGGGUCGCUCCGAGGGCAGCUCGAUCCUGCACCUCGCCUCUGCCUUUGCCCACGGCGGCUCUUCGACCGCAUCGACAUCCAAGGCGCACACGGCUCCCGGCUACGUCCUGACGACGGGGCGGGUCGCCUCGUUGCUCCUGACCAGGAUCGCCAGCCCGACCCUGCCUGCCACGCUGGCCGCCUCGGGCAAGGAGGUGCCGCCGACCAUCCAGGACUCGGCGCGUGCGCUCGUCCGCUCGCUGGCGAGGCAGACGGCCGGGAUGAAUACCAAGAGCAUCCGCGAUGCCUCGGCUUCGGCUUCGGCUUCGGCUUCGGCCGGCGAGGGCGAGACGGGCGAGCCGAGCGAGGCGCUCUACUCGCAGCCCUUUAUGAUGCUGCUCCCCACGGCCGCGCCUUCGCCCGAGAGCAACGCGCAGCCGGUGCAGCAGGUGCUGCGCGACUGGGCGGCAUCCAAGGGCCUCGAGGCGGCGAGUGCCAACGACGACGGCGGCGUCGUCGUCGAGGUGGUGGGCAUGCAGCGGUGGGAGAUGGGCGAGACGGCGCAGCCCGAAGAGGACAAGGGCGAGGGCUUUGCCGAAGAGGUCAAGCGGGCCGCCGGUCUCGCCUGA
Molecule: messenger RNA, 1395 nt
Organism: Pseudozyma flocculosa PF-1
Lineage: Eukaryota; Fungi; Basidiomycota; Ustilaginomycetes; Ustilaginales; Ustilaginaceae
Exons: 2
Coding region: 1-1395 (464 amino acids)
Biological process (GO): mitochondrial translational elongation
Cellular component (GO): mitochondrial matrix
Molecular function (GO): translation elongation factor activity
Source: RefSeq, a predicted model, not a curated record